Ficedula albicollis (Collared flycatcher) is the source of this 283-nucleotide messenger RNA. It is a transcript of the gene HSD17B10, whose product is annotated as hydroxysteroid (17-beta) dehydrogenase 10. The record is from RefSeq and is a predicted model, not a curated record. The annotation marks the transcript as partial. Gene Ontology annotation, cellular component: mitochondrion. Gene Ontology annotation, biological process: androgen metabolic process; fatty acid metabolic process; estrogen metabolic process. Gene Ontology annotation, molecular function: estradiol 17-beta-dehydrogenase [NAD(P)+] activity. The transcript is spliced from 2 exons. NCBI's taxonomy places the organism in Eukaryota, Metazoa, Chordata, Aves, Passeriformes, Muscicapidae.
GUGACCCUGGGAGCCACCGGGGUGGUCAGGAGGCCCUGGAGUGACCGCACAUCGUCCCCACAGGUGGGUCAAGCUGCCUACUCGGCCUCCAAAGGUGGCAUCGUGGGCAUGACGCUGCCCAUCGCCCGGGACCUGGCGCCGCUGGGCAUCCGCGUGGUCACCAUCGCCCCAGGGCUGUUCUCCACCCCGCUGCUGGCCGGUUUGCCUGAGAAAGUGCGCAAGUUUUUGGGGCAGCAAGUGCCUUUCCCGUCGCGGCUGGGGGAUCCUGCCGAGUACGCGCACC